Aspergillus calidoustus is the source of this 1563-nucleotide messenger RNA. The record is from the annotation of a GenBank genome assembly. Lineage: Eukaryota; Fungi; Ascomycota; Eurotiomycetes; Eurotiales; Aspergillaceae.
AUGGCACCAAAUGUCGUAUUUGGGAUGGAGCUCGAUACGCCCAUGACGGGUCUCGAUCCCGGUGGUGAUGUUCAGUUCAAGCCCGCGGCUUGCACGGUUGCAGAGAUUAUACGAUACCCCGAUGGUAAAUGCAGCGACUACACGCACAAGAUGCUCCAACCUGGCCAGCUCGAGGAGUGGGUUGAAGAAAAGGGCGAAUUUGCCAGCGAUACCAAAUACUGUGGGCGAGUGAGAUGGAUAUUCGCAUGUACAGCGCCCACAGCGCUCGACUCGGAGGGAAACUAUGCCUCGUCGAGCGAAACGUUAGAGCUCGCCAUGAGCCAAGAAACGUUCACCUCGCUGGCGCAGCGAUACCAGUUCUCCGGCUGCCUAGAUGCCUGGCGGUAUCGCGCGACAUCGGGCAGUGCCUCGCGAAAGAUCGAGUAUGACGAUGCUGGCGAAGUCACAUCCAGUAUCUUCACCCUCUCAUUGCGCCUCUCCGGCAGCUUCGCCUCCAUACUUUCCAUAAAGCACACCUUCAUAACGAACACAUCCACAAUCCUCGCCCUCCGCGUCUCCCCCUACGACCAGCGCCUCCUCCAACGCACGCUCGAACAGCACAGCAACCUAAUCGGACACGCCCUGCUAAUCCCCACGAUCCUAAUCGAACUCAGCCUUGCUAGCAACAUGCUCUUCAUGCAGAAGAUCCGGCAUGAGCUCAGCGUCGUCGAAAAGGCAACGGGCCAGCAUGCCUGGUUGCAGAUCCCGGCGGCUGAUGCGCCCGCGCAUGAUAGUGAGCUUUCGAGGUUGGGGCAUGCGGCCAAGAUUGAUGUUUUGGUUUCGUAUAGGAGGAUUGAAGCUCUUAGUUGUUUCUUGGAGCUGGUCAAGGAGAGUGCAAGGCAGUUUGAGGAGGUAAUCGGGAAGGCUUUUGUGGGGAGUAGUAGUAGGGGGCCGAGAGAUGCGUAUAUCCAGUGGGUUGGCGAUUUGGAGCAGUUGGUGAAGUUCAGGAUGGUCGAUUUGAAGUAUAGCGAGAGGAGGGUGGAUAAUCAGCUCACGGCGAUAUACGGCCUCCUCGCGCAACGCGACAACAUGGUCGGCGUCUCCGUCGCCAUCGAGUCGAAGAAGAUCUCCGAAGCCUCAAAGCGCGAUGGCUCAGCGCUGAAAUCUCUGACCGUCCUAACGGCCGUCUUCUUCCCGGCUACAUACAUCGCCACCCUCUUCUCCCUCCCAACCUUCGACAACACACCCUUCUGGCUCUACUGGGUGGUUGUGGUCCCGCUGACGCUGAUAAUCUUUGGGUCCUGGUCGUGCUGGACGGUCUAUCGGCAGCGACAGAUUGCGCGGGAGACGAUUCGUCGGGAUCUUGAUGAGGAUGUCGAGCUGGAUCCGGAACGGGCGGUUCUGUCUUCGAACCUGCAACACCGGUCGGGAAUGGGUUCUACGGGGAGUACGUCUUUUCUAGCGAGUACGGUGCGGCAGAUUCGGUCGCAUACAAGGGGUCUGAAUUCUCACGGUGGAGGGGCGGAUGGAGGUGUGAAUGUGGUGAAGAUUAGUGAGUUGGUGGGGAGAAAGAAGGGGAGCUAG